This is a messenger RNA of Loxodonta africana (African savanna elephant), 2153 nucleotides long. Its product is annotated as olfactory receptor 5AP2-like. The record is from RefSeq and is a predicted model, not a curated record. Gene Ontology annotation, cellular component: membrane. Gene Ontology annotation, biological process: G protein-coupled receptor signaling pathway; sensory perception of smell. Gene Ontology annotation, molecular function: olfactory receptor activity; odorant binding; G protein-coupled receptor activity. The transcript has a single exon. Bases 6 to 959 code for a protein of 317 amino acids. Lineage: Eukaryota; Metazoa; Chordata; Mammalia; Proboscidea; Elephantidae.
CUCAAAUGAUAAGAUAUCUGGCAGAGACUCAAGGUGGGAACCAAACAGAAGUCACAGAUUUUAUUCUCUUAGGACUCUCGGACAACUCAGAUCUACAAAUUAUCCUUUUUAUAUUGUUUCUAUUAAUCUAUAUGGCUACUAUGGUAGGCAAUUUGGGGAUGAUCAUGCUGAUUAAGGUUGAUUCCUGUCUCCACACUCCCAUGUACUUCUUCCUCAGCAGCCUCUCCUUUGUUGAUGCUUCCUACUCCUCUUCUGUGACUCCCAAGAUGCUGAUGAACCUUGUGGUUGAGAAUAAGGCCAUUUCUUUCAAUGGAUGUGCUGCCCAGUUCUACUUCUUUGGCUCCUUCCUAGGGACUGAGUGCUUCCUGUUGGCCAUGAUGGCAUAUGACCGCUACGCAGCCAUUUGGAACCCCCUGCGGUACCCCAUUCUCAUGUCUGGGAGAAUUUGCUUCAUACUAGUGGCUACCUCAUUCCUUGCAGGCUUUGGGAAUGGAGCCAUCCAUACAGGGAUGACUUUUAGAUUGUCCUUUUGUGGAUCUAAUCGAAUCAACCAUUUCUACUGUGAUACUCCACCCUUGCUUAAAAUCUCUUGCUCUGACACCUACAUCAAUGGCAUUGUCACGAUGGCUUCCUCCAGUUUUAAUGUCAUCACCUGUGUUGUUAUUGUCCUUAUUUCCUACCUGUGCAUCUUCAUCACCAUCUUGAGAAUGCCCUCAGCAGAAGGUAGGUACAAAGCCUUCUCCACCUGUGCCUCCCACCUCACUGCUGUUACCAUAUUCUUUGGCACGAUUCUUUUCAUGUACUUGCGCCCAACAUCUAGCUACUCAAUGAAGCAGGACAAGGUUGUCUCUGUCUUUUACACGGUGGUGAUCCCUAUGCUGAAUCCCCUCAUCUGCAGUUUGAAAAAUAAGGAUGUGAAAGAGGCCCUAAAGAAGGUCUUACAGAAAACCAUGCUGUGAAGGCAUGUUGAACAUCUUCCUGGUACUUGCAUUAAGACAGAUGAUUUAAAAUGAGAUGUCCUGCUUGUUCUCUUCAUAUCUGAAACAUAUAUACAUGGGCCCAUCUGAUGAUUCAGCACAGUAGGUGAAGGCAGUGUCUGGUAGAAUGUUUAAACUUUUGGAAUCCACUAGCCUGUGUUUAUGUUCCAAUUUCAAUACUCAAUUCUUGUCAACCCCAGUUUUAUUGUAUCUACUUUGAUGUCUCCAGCUGGAUUCCAGGAAAACAGGAUGAAAAAAAAAAAAAAAAGAUUUGAGUGCAGGAAGAGUUACUACAGAAUGUUUCCCGAAACAAUACCUUCAAGGGAGAAAAGAAAGAAGGAUUGGGAAGGAGCUGAAUAGUGAUGAAUUUCAAACAAAGACUAAGCCAAUUAUAUGUCUACUCUCCCCAAGCAUCCUGGGCUCUGAAGCUAGGAUGGCCUUUCAGUGAUGACCAAGAUUGUGAUAAAAGAGUCAUACAUUUCCAUCCACAAUGAUUGGUUCUGAAUGUGGGCUACUUACUGGGAGAGGGCAUAAUAUUUGGGAAGACAACCCCUUAAAGCACAGGGAAAGUCCCAGAGAGUAACUCAGCUAUGAAUAUUUAGCUGCUGAUAUAUCUGGCAGAUGAGGAAAUUUCUACCCUGAAAGGCAUAUCUGGGUGAUUUACUACAGCAUCACUAUAAAUAAUAACAGUUAUUUGACUUACAUGGAUGCCAAGACCAUCAAAUAAAAUGCAUGAAAGAAUUUUGUCAGAUAUAAAAAAUAUGGGAGCCAGAGCAAUGUUCUAGGCAUAUCUUACAAGCUUUGUGAGUUAAUUGGAAUAUUUUAAAGGUAGUAAUCCCUGUGCUUUAACUUUUUAUCUUUUCAUGCUUUCAAAGUUUCACAUAAUUUUCAAUAAACGUUUGUAAAUUAUCUAUCUAUUGCUCUUUGUAGUGGGAUGGAAUGUCAUCAAUAUUGGAGCAAAGGAACACCAGCUUUCUUUGAUGAGAUAUAUGGCAAAAGAGGUCUAAGUAAUUAUUUGGACAUCAAGUAAAUGUGUAUGUGCUAUUUUUUUCCAUUUCCACUAUCCAUUUCUUACUAUGAGAGAGAACAAUAAUAUUCUGCAUGUUUCAAGUGAGACCAUCUCUCAGCCACCUCUUCUUGAAUAAUUCUUUAGAGUUCACAAAGGAGAAUUUAACU